Molecule: messenger RNA, 2245 nt
Organism: Hyaena hyaena (striped hyena)
Lineage: Eukaryota; Metazoa; Chordata; Mammalia; Carnivora; Hyaenidae
Gene: NOL9
Product: nucleolar protein 9
Exons: 12
Coding region: 7-2088 (693 amino acids)
Biological process (GO): cleavage in ITS2 between 5.8S rRNA and LSU-rRNA of tricistronic rRNA transcript (SSU-rRNA, 5.8S rRNA, LSU-rRNA)
Cellular component (GO): nucleus
Molecular function (GO): polynucleotide 5'-hydroxyl-kinase activity
Source: RefSeq, a predicted model, not a curated record
GCCAACAUGGCGGACGCGCAGUUGCUUCCCAAGCGAGUUCCUUGCCGCUCCACGUGGCUGCGGGCCCGCAAGGCCCGGCCCCAGCUCGUCCUCAGCCGCCGGCCCCGCCGCCGGCUCUGCGCCCUGCGCUGGUGCGGCCGGAGGCGCCUGCGGCGGCGGCUGCUCCAAGCCCAGGCGGCCGGCGCGGACUGGCGGGAGGGCGGCUGCCCGGUGUCGCGCUCGGCGGCCCGGAGGCCCAAGACCGCGGCCCGCAGCCCGGCCCCGGCCCCGGCGGCGGCGGCGGCCCCCGGCCCGACUUGCCCCGCGCCCCUCCCCAUCCCGCCGGUGCGGCCGGCUGGCCCGGGCCGCGCGUUGCUGCUGCUGCCGCUGGACCAGGGUUUUACUUUUAGUGGGAUCUGUCGUGUGACGUGCCUCUAUGGCCAGGUGCAGGUGUUAGGUUAUACCAUCAGCCAAGGCCACCCUGCCCAAGAGGUCUUCUCUACCUACACUCACUCUCGCCUUACUAUCAACGCGGUCCAUUACUCCAUGCCUGAGAAAAGCAAGAAGGAAACGAAAAGGGAAGCCCGAGCUUUGCUCAGAUCUCAUCUUAACCGGGAUGACCGAUGUUGGGUGAUGAAGAAUUUCUCUCCGCUGUGUUCCAUUGUGAUGCUGGAGCAGCUGAAGACCCCCACCGUAAACUUCCUGGUCAGCCACCCGGGCUUAUCCUACGUCUUCAUGCAGGAGAGCCCAACCUUCCAGAUUAACUCUGAACAUUUGGCUCUGAGGUCUGUCGGCAUUAGAAGAGAGAAGAAGAAGAACGGCCUUCGUUUAACUGAGAGCGCCCUGUCCGCCAUGGAAGAGCUCGUCACUGUGUCCUGUGAAGAGGUAGACGGCUGCCCUAUCAUUCUGGUCUGUGGCUCUCAGGACGUUGGAAAGUCAACGUUUAAUAGGUGCCUGAUGAACCAGUUGUUAAAUAGUAUUUCCUGCGUUGACUAUUUGGAGUGUGAUCUGGGACAGACAGAAUUUACGCCUCCAGGUUGCAUUUCUUUACUUAAUAUUACAGAACCAAUUCUAGGACCGCCUUUCACCCACCAGAGGACACCACAGAAAAUGGUUUAUUAUGGGAAACCUUCUUGUAAGAACAACUACGAGAAUUAUAUUGAGAUAAUAAAGUACGUGUUCAGCUCCUACAAGAGAGAGGCCCCUCUCAUCGUCAACACGAUGGGCUGGGUGUCAGACACGGGGCUCCUGCUGCUCGUCGACCUCGUCCGGCUGCUGGCUCCCAGCCACGUGGUCCAGUUCAGCUCCGGGCGGAGCAAGUACAUGCCCAGCCUCACCCCCGACUACGUGGACAGUAUGGACGGCCUGUACACGAAGAGCAAGUCCAGGAUCCGAAACAGAGGCUUCCAUCUGGCGGAGUUUGCAGAGAGUUUGGAAUUUGCUGAUGAAGAAAAGGAGAGCCCGGUUGUGUUCACUGGACAUAAACUGAUGUGCGUCCAGUCGGACUUCGCAUUUAGGAAAACUCCAAGAAAUAGAGAGUCGCAUAACAAAGUUCUCCGUGACCUGGCGGUGCUGGGUUACCUCGGCCAGCUGCAGCCCCCGGUGCCAAAACCGCUUUAUCCUUUACAUGGUCUGACACCCUACCAGGUUCCUUUCAAUGCAGUUGCUCUCCGGAUCACUCACGCCGAUGUCGCUCCUACCCAUAUAUUGUACGCUGUGAACGCCAGCUGGGUUGGUCUUUGCAAGAUCCUGGAUGAUGUCAGAGGAUAUGCAAAUGGGCCGAUCCUGCUCGCCCAGACUCCAAUCUGUGAUUGUUUGGGAUUUGGCAUUUGUAGAGGGAUCGACAUGGAAAAGAGGCUGUACCACAUUCUCACUCCUGUGCCCCCAGAAGAGCUAAGAAAUGUGAACUGUCUCUUGGUCGGAGCCAUUUCUGUUCCGCAGUGUGUCUUCAAGAGCCAGCGUGGGCUUGAAGGGACAAUACCUUACAUCACGACAGAUUAUAAUUUUAAACUUCCUGGAGCAUCAGAGAGAGUUGGAGCAAGAGAAUCCAAGGAAACACGUGAAGAGAAAGUUCACCCAAAACCUAAGCUCCAUCGAAAAAUAAACUGAUACUGACGUCAUUAAUAGGGGAAGGAGCUUUUCUGCUAGAAACGUGUCUCGGCCGUCAGGCUGACCACAGUGGCGGGAAUUAUGCAGCUGCGUAGCCAGCAGAGCUCUCUGGGUUCCUCGUGGAUCUAUUGAGAGUAAAGUUAACUCUUUUUUUUAA